AUGCGUGUUACGAUUGCACAUGUUCACAGUAAGGUAUGUGUACAACUCGAACCAUUUGAAAUCGAUAUCGAUCCAUCGUCUUCGAUCUUACAAGUUAAGGAGAAAAUUGCACAACAGACAAAUGUACAACCUUACGAACAAUUUUUAACAGUCGAAGGUCGAGCAGUUGAAGAUGAACAGACUGUUUCUUCAUAUGAUUUUAUCAAAGACGGAAGUCGAAUAACUCUUNUUACGAUUGCACAUGUUCACAGUAAGGUAUGUGUACAACUCGAACCAUUUGAAAUCGAUAUCGAUCCAUCGUCUUCGAUCUUACAAGUUAAGGAGAAAAUUGCACAACAGACAAAUGUACAACCCUACGAUCAAUUUUUAACCGUCGAAGGUCGAGCAGUUGAAGAUGAACAGACUGUUUCUUCAUAUGAUUUUAUCAAAGACGGAAGUCGAAUAAUUCUUGUGAUAUUUCCGAAUGUUUCACGCGAGAAGUAUCGGAUAUAUGUUGCCAUUCAAUGUUCAAACGGAGAACGUAAGACUAUUGACUUAGAUAUUCAUUAUUAUGAUACCGUUGCUCAAGUGAGGCAAAGUAUUUAUGAGCGUACACAGAUACCAACAGACAAACAACGACUUAUUUUUGCUGGAAAACAGUUAUCAGACGAACGAAUUUUCUCAAAUUAUGGUGUUCAGAAAGAGAGUACUGCGCUUUUGUUGAUCAGAGAUUAA
Molecule: messenger RNA, 714 nt
Organism: Adineta ricciae
Lineage: Eukaryota; Metazoa; Rotifera; Eurotatoria; Adinetida; Adinetidae
Source: the annotation of a GenBank genome assembly